UCAUUUGGCUCCCAAACGGCUCUUCUUUCAAAAUGCUUGAAAACCUAGAACCAUGCGCGCGGCGCAUUUUUGGCUUCGCCUAUGGCAGCAGAACGGCUGGGACCGGCUGUGCUCUACCCACUAUUUAUUGUUUCUGCAGUAAGGAUUCACCAUCUUCAGAGAAUAAUUUUGUAAUUUAUUUGUGGAAACCCGUGAACACGGAACUAAUCCCCCUCCCUCCCGAUGACGUCAAAAUACUGCGACUCAUUUGAAUCGCAGGUUGUGGCGAUUUUUGCAAGGCUUCUUUGUUUGGGUACAUUAUAGUGUUCAUCAUACAUUUUUUACAUUACGUAUUUGGUUUUGGAAAAUAAAUGAGCCUCUUAUAAGCCUUCAUUAAGACUUCUGGCUUGCCACACGAGACUGCUUUUCGACGGCUAAACCACCACAACAAACAAGGAUACUGUUUGUGCCAGCUUCACACCUAGCUAGCACUACUAGCAGGCAACCAAAACGUCCAGAGAUGGACAGUGAAGUUCAAAGAGAUGGCAGGGUUCUUGACCUUACAGAUGAUGCUUGGAGGGAAGACCGUCUACCUUAUGAAGAUGUCACUAUCCCAUUGAGUGAACUGCCUGAAGCUGAGCAAGAUAAUGGAGGAUCAACAGAGUCUGUGAAAGAACAAGAAAUGAAGUGGUCAGAUUUAGCGCUACAGAGUCUGCACGAGAAUACACCUAACACUGGGACUUAGCUACUCCGUGAAUGGACGCGGUGCCCAAUCCAAUGUACCUGUGGUUGAACUCGUCUGUCAUUUCCUCUAGUCUUACAAUGGUGAAAAUAAAAUCAUUGUGGUAUUCUCAUUCAUGUAAAAGGACCCCCCUCAAACCCACAAUUUGUCUUGCAGUUCAACAACUGAACCUGGAGUGAGGCAUCCCUGGACUAUUUGUAGAUGUUUUUGGCCCGACAGAAAUAGAAUGUCUGUGAAAACUGAGUAUAUGCAAUGAAGCAAAAAUAAACAGAACUUUUCAUACA
This is a messenger RNA of Coregonus clupeaformis (lake whitefish), 1005 nucleotides long. RefSeq names its product anaphase promoting complex subunit 13 (gene anapc13). NCBI's taxonomy places the organism in Eukaryota, Metazoa, Chordata, Actinopteri, Salmoniformes, Salmonidae. The record is from RefSeq and is a predicted model, not a curated record. Gene Ontology annotation, cellular component: anaphase-promoting complex. The transcript has 2 exons. Gene Ontology annotation, biological process: protein K11-linked ubiquitination. The coding region runs from base 500 to 724 and encodes 74 amino acids.